CUGACUGGCUGAGGGGAAGACGCCGGGCGGUAAAUGGCGCUGCAGGCGGGAAGGUUGAGUGGCCGGUGCUCCGAGCCUCCGGGGAGAUGUGUAGUGACUUCCAUAGGGCUGAAUCUGGGACGGAGCUCCUUGCCCGACUGGAAGGUAGAAGUUCCUUGAAAGAAAUAGAACCACAUCUGUUUGCUGAUGAAGAGUCACCUGUGCAUGGUGAUAUUCUUGAAUUUCAUGGUGCAGAGGGAACAGGAAAAACAGAAAUGCUUUAUCAUCUGACAGCACGAUGUAUACUCCCAAAAUCGGAAGGGGGACUGGAAGUAGAAGUCGUGUUUAUUGAUACAGAUUACCACUUUGAUAUGCUCCGGCUGGUUACGGUCCUGGAGCAUCGGCUGUCCCAGAGCUCUGAAGAAACAGUGCGCCGCUGCCUUGGCCGAUUGUUUCUGCUGUACUGCGGUGGUAGCACCCAGUUACUCCUCACCCUGUGCUCGCUGCAAACCAUGCUCUGCAGUCAUCCUUCUGUCUGCCUUUUGAUUUUGGAUAGCCUGUCAGCUUUUUAUUGGAUAGACCGCGCAAACGGAGGAGAAAGUGUUAACUUACAGGAGUCGACUCUGAAGAAGUGCUCUCAGCUCUUAGAGAAGCUUGUAAACGAGUAUCGCUUGGUUCUCUUUGCAACAACGCAAAGUAUAAUGCAGAAAGCCUCAAACCCGGAGGAAGGGCCGUCCUGUGCCUUUAAUCGCCCGGGUGACGUGGAUGUGGACUAUAGGCCCUAUCUCUGUAAGGCGUGGCAGCAGGUAGUGAAGCGUAGAAUCCUCUUCUCCAAACAAAAUGAUUCUAAAGCCGGCAACCAGUUUUCUUUAGUUUCACGUCAUUUAAAAAGUAACAAUUUAAAAAAACACUUUUUUACUAUUGGAGAAAGUGGUGUUGAGUUUUGUUGAUGUGUAUCUUAAAACAGUCUUUGGUCAGAUGUUAUGGAAGUUUUAAAAAGUGUUUAAUAGGCUAAAAUGAUUUGAUUCUAAAAUUUUAAACUCUAAGGGAAUCUAACAUAACCACAUUUCUACACAGAAUGGAGUUCUUAAACUGGAACCUGAGACUGUUCUGUUCCUGGGUUGUUGAAGAUUAUUUAGAGUGAUAAUAAUAAUAGUUAAACUAUAUUAAGUGUUUUAAAACUAAAUACAUAAGAUACACAUUUCAGUCCAAAUAAAAUGGAGUUUUCUAACUUUGUGUCACAUUUCUGGAACUCAGUUAAAUACUUGUUUAGGAAAGUUGAAACGCCUUUCUGAUUUUUCAUAUGUAACUCCUUUAAGAAGCUGUGAACUUGGAAAAUGUUUCUAUGGAGCUGUUAUUUCUGUAAAGGGGAUGAAAGCAAGGAGCCUACCCAAUCUGCCGUUCACACCCAAGACUACGGGAAGUCAAAGCAUUCUGAUCUGUUAUACUGAAUCCCAGGACACAGUGGUUGGGUUUCUGUAUAAUUGUAAAAUCACGGGGAAAUGAGAUACCCAUUCAGAGAAUUCUGUGAAGGUUGAAAUUUUCAUCUUUCUUGUUAAGUAACUUGUUGUUUGUUGUUGUUCAGUUGCUCAGUCAUAUUCAACUGUUUGUGACCUCACGGACUGCAGCACGCCAGGCUUCCCUGUCCUUCACCAUCUCCCGGAGUUUGCUCAAACUUGUGUCCAUUGAGUCCAUGAUGGCAUCCAGCCAUCUGGUCCUAUCACCGCUUUCUCCUCCUACCUUUGUUAAGUAAGAGACAAAUGCUAAAACUAUAGUAUAAUUGCACAUUACUUGUGUUUUCUUACCCAUUUAGAAUAGGUCAGACAUACCCUGAAAGGAAUUGAAACGCUGCCAGCUGAGAGCUGGACAAGGCUUUAUAUCCCUUGGUCCAGUAAUGGCCAGAAAGCACCAUAAAUGGCCCCUGGCAUGCAUCUCCAGGGGCACACGAGGUAGCCUGUGGUGAAGGAGCAAGAAAAAUUUAGAACCUUGAUUCGUAGAUUCUAAUCUAAGAAAGGAUUGAGUCAUCAAUACUUGAUAUUCGGAUUGACCCUGUCGCUCAUUCAACCCGUGUAUCAUAUUGCCUUAUGUCACUUGUAUUUUUGAGGUAUCCUGUAGGAAAAGUGGAAAGAACAAUGGACUCAGGUGUUCUCAAGGGUGUAAUCAUUUAAAUGUAAGCUGUUCAGUUAAAAUUAACUGUAUGUUCACUUACCUAACAAAGCUGCUCUGUAAGGGCUUAAAAGAUCAUUUUCAUAAUGCAGGCAUAGCAGAUGCAGCAUAUGCUGUCUGUACCUGCAGCCCCUCCAGCUUUGGGGAACCUGCAGUUCCGAAACCCAGCGACUUCUGUGAGUAUUGUCUGGACACAGAGCCUGCUGGGCGGCAUGUGGGCCAGGCGGGGCAGUCCUUACCAGUGAGGGCCAGCUCAUGGUAGGUUGGUAACUCCUCACGCCUCGGUGAGAACCAAGGUAUUUCUCAGGCGGCCCCUGUAGGAGCCAUCGCCUCAUUCUCUCACUGUUUCUUACCUUCCACCCUUUCCUCUCACUUCCCCACUCUCAUGCGGCCUCAUGGGAUUCUCUCCCUAAAAAACAAAAUCCUUGUCUAGGGACUGCUUUUGUUGUGAGUUGAGGGGGAACCAAACUGUCGGCAGGCAAUAAGUCAUCAGGCUAUUCAGCCACAUUAUGGACUUAAAAAUAAUGGCAUUCUAAUUUUUAAGUUAAAUUACAUCAGAUCACAUUAGUGUCAUCUACACCCACUUACCUGUGUGCCCUCAAUAAAUUUAUUUUGCUAUUAAUAUACUUUAUUACCAUAUUUUAUCCACAGUUCCUUUUUCAUUUUAUAUUCUUGUGUAUUUUAUUACAUGCAGUACAUGUUAUACGUAAGUUCAGUUCAGUCGCUCAGUCACGUCUGACUCUUUGCAGCCCCACGAAUCGCAACACGCCAGACCUCCCUGUCCAUCACCAUCUCCCAGAG
Messenger RNA from Capra hircus (goat), 2946 nucleotides. It is a transcript of the gene XRCC2, whose product is annotated as X-ray repair cross complementing 2. The transcript is spliced from 3 exons. Lineage: Eukaryota; Metazoa; Chordata; Mammalia; Artiodactyla; Bovidae. Gene Ontology annotation, cellular component: Rad51B-Rad51C-Rad51D-XRCC2 complex; centrosome; replication fork. Gene Ontology annotation, biological process: DNA strand invasion; double-strand break repair via homologous recombination. Gene Ontology annotation, molecular function: ATP binding; four-way junction DNA binding; ATP-dependent DNA damage sensor activity. The record is from RefSeq and is a predicted model, not a curated record. Bases 87 to 929 code for a protein of 280 amino acids.